This is a messenger RNA of Coprinopsis cinerea okayama7#130, 177 nucleotides long. RefSeq lists its product as hypothetical. The coding region runs from base 1 to 177 and encodes 58 amino acids. Lineage: Eukaryota; Fungi; Basidiomycota; Agaricomycetes; Agaricales; Psathyrellaceae. The record is from RefSeq and is a predicted model, not a curated record. The transcript is spliced from 2 exons.
AUGGCCCACCAGUUAGUACAAGACGACGACGAGAACGAUAGAGGCUACGGAACCCCUGGCCCUUCCCACUCGCGAGCACACUCCAACCCUGGCCUCCCGCCCAGAGCAAAUACAUUCCCAGUGUUCGGCGAAGAUCCCAGUUUAGUGGCAUGGAGACUUGGUAACCGAAAUUUCUAA